Messenger RNA from Umbelopsis ramanniana AG, 4903 nucleotides. RefSeq lists its product as uncharacterized. Gene Ontology annotation, molecular function: protein binding; RNA binding. Gene Ontology annotation, biological process: rRNA processing. The coding region runs from base 17 to 4597 and encodes 1526 amino acids. The transcript is spliced from 9 exons. Gene Ontology annotation, cellular component: nucleolus; small-subunit processome. NCBI's taxonomy places the organism in Eukaryota, Fungi, Mucoromycota, Umbelopsidomycetes, Umbelopsidales, Umbelopsidaceae. The record is from RefSeq and is a predicted model, not a curated record.
GAACUGACCUCUGUCAAUGGUAGCUGCGAAUAAGAAAGAGGGCAAGAACGCCGGCGAUCCCGCUGCAAAGAAGAGAAAGCAGCAGGAGGAUUCCGUAUCCGCCGUAGCUGCCCGAACCACCGAGGAAUUCAACUUUCCCAGAGGUGGAGCAAGCGUCUUAACUCCACUUGAACACAAAGAGAUCAACCGCAAAGCUGAUCAAGACCUCCUGUUUUCGAACGAUGGUGGCUCUGCUGAAACACAAGGCGAAGGUGAACCCUCCGUGAAGAAGAGAAAGAAGAGUAGCGGAAAGGCGGCUAAGAAGUCAACUGAUGCUGAUACCGAACCUGACACCAAUGGAAAGGAAAAGACAAAGAUUGAGUCCUUGUCUUACAAGCGUUUGAAUGUCGGUAUGACCUUGUUGGGCUGUAUCUCCAAGAUUACAGAUUUGAACCUAGUGAUAUCAUUACCACAACAGCUUGUGGGCUCCGUUGCCAUUACUGAAAUUUCAGAUCCAAUCACCAAGGCUGUUGAAGCUGUUGCUCAGGCUGAGGAUGACGAUGAAUCCAACUCUUUGCCCGACCUUUCUGCUCUUUUCAAAGUUGGCCAAUGGGUUCGCUGCUGUAUCAUUCAGCUUACAGGCUCAGAUGAGCAGGAGGGUAUCAGUAUGGAAAAACGAUCCAAGCAAAAGAGAAAGAUUGAUCUUUCUAUCAAGCCCGAGAUUGUCAACACUGGCGUUUCUGUAAACGAUAUGACCAAGGGCAUGUCAUUGGGAAUGGCUGUCCAAAGUGUUGAAGAUCACGGUUACAUCUUGUCCACUGGAAUAGAUGGUGUUGCCGGUUUCUGCCACAACAAGGACGCAAAGACCUAUAUUGAUUCUUACAACAAUGGCAAUCCCCUUGUUGAAGGUCAAGUUAUUCAAUGUGGCAUCACCAGCGUACCAGAGAAUAAGCGAACUGUCAAUGUGUCUUUGGAUCCAUCACAAGUUGCUGAUACCACUUUUGACGAACCUUGUUCCGUCAUCAAUUCUAUUGUUCCUGGUAAUUUGAUUUCCGCCAAUGUGGCUGCCGUUUACGCAAAUGGACUUGUUGUAUCCUUCAUGGGCUUUUUCGAAGCUAGCAUCGACCUUGCUCAUCUUGAUGUUAAGGCCCAAGAUAUUGAAUCAAAAUACAAACUUGGCCAAAAGCUGAAGGCUCGAAUCCUCUUUUGCUCGUUCGGCACAUCCCCAAAGAGAAUUGGCGCUUCUCUACUUCCAAAUAUUGUUAAUUUGAAGCAAGACAAUACCCCUCUCGAUGUCCAGUUCCCUAUUGGCAUGAUCUUCGACCGAGUCAUUGUGAAGAGAGUUGAAUCCAAGAAUGGUCUCAUUGUUGAGAUUGACGGUCAUAAAGAUGUCAACGGUUUUGUUCAUAUCUCCCGCAUUUCUGAUGAUCGCGUUGAAUCCUUGAGCGCUACCUCAGGUGACUAUAAGGUCGACACCGUACACCGUGCUCGUGUCGUUGGUCAUAGCUUGGUGGAUAACGUGUUGUUGCUCAGUAUGGAACAAAGCGUUGUGGAACAGAAAUACAUGCGUGUCAGCGAUGUUCAAGUUGGUACUAUCGUUGAAGGUACUGUCUUGAAGCUCACCGAAGCUGGUCUCGUCGUCAACUUGACUUCCUCUAUCACUGCUUUGGCACCCCGAACACACUUGGCUGACAUCAAGCUCACUCAACCUGAAAAGAAGUUCAAGGCUGGAACAAAGGUGAAGGGUUUGGUGCUUGUCUCUGACGGACAAAAGAAGAAGGUCAUCAUCUCUGUCAAGCGAUCUCUUGUCAACAGUGAUCUACCAGUUUUGACCAGAUACGAAGAUGCUAAACCAGGUAUGCUCAUUCAUGGUACUAUCUCCAGCUUCCGUCCAUUCGGUUGCAUCGUCACCUACUGCAACAAUGUACGUGCUUUGGCUCCUAUCUCAGAACUUAGCGAGACCUUUGUCAAGGAUCCCUCCGAAAACUUCCAACUUGGACAAACUGUCAAGACUCGUGUUCUCUCCGUUGAUCCUUCCACAGCUAGUUUGAGAGUAUCAUUCAAGACCACGCCUUCAGCACCCAAGGAGAAGACAGCUAAGGAAGCUAAGAAGUCUACAUCCGGCAAGCCAGUUGAAAACCCUGUUGAUGCUACCAUUGUUAACACCGACGACUAUGCUCCUGGCCGCAUUACAAAGGCCAAGGUUGCCAGCGUCAAGGAAAACCAAGUUAACCUUGACCUCGCCGAUAAUGUCAAGGGCCGCAUUCAUGUCACCGAAGCGUUUAACGACUUUGCCGACAUCAAGAACCUGAAGCAUCCUCUUCGUCGCAUUCGUCAUGGUGCCACCAUUGAUGUCUUGGUUCUCGGGCUGCACAAUAGCAAGUCGCAUACAUACCUCCCCAUUACUCACAGAGGCAAAUCUCAAGCCGUCAUUGAAUGCUCUCUCAAAUUCAACCCCGAUGCAAUGGAGGUCGAUCAGGAAACGCCCAAGAAGCCCGUAGAGAUCAAGGAUCUUUCCGUUGGCGACGAGUGUAUUGCCUUUGUCAGUGAGAUUAAGAGCGACAGCUUGAUGGUCCAUAUUGGUACAAACUUGAGAGCCCGUAUUGCCAAAAUGCAUGUCUCACAAGAUGUUCAAGUUCUCAACGAUCUUAAAUCACAUUUCGUUGUUGGCCAGGCUCUCAACACCAAGGUCCUUUCCGUCGAUGAAGAGAAGAACCGUGUUGAUCUUACCAACAUCACCGAUGGCGAGAUUGUUAUUCAAAAUUACGUAACCGAUAUCAACGCUCUCGACAAGGGUGUCAUUGUUCAAGGAACCGUUACCAAGGCUGAUCCCGCUCGAGGUGUUGUUGUCAAGCUUGGUGAACAUCUUUUCGGCAAAAUUCACUUGACUGAUAUUGCUGACAAGUUCGUCCAGAACCCUGCCCAGCAGCUUGAAACUGGACAUCUGGUUAAAUGCUAUGUUCUCGCUGUUGAUAAGGAGACCAAGAAGAUCGACUUGUCUACUCGCCAGUCUAGACUUGAAGGCACUGACGAUGUCGUUGACCCAGAAAUCAAUAGCUUGGAUGACAUCAAGGCUGACGCCAUCAUCAAGGGCUACGUUCAAAAUGUCGCCGACAAGGGCUUGUUUGUCUUCGUUGGUCGUGACGUUGUUGGUAGAGUUAAGAUUUCCGAACUCUCAGAUGACUAUGUAAAGGACUGGAAGGCCAUGUUCAAGUCUGGUCAGUUGGUCACCGCCAAGGUUUUGUCUGUGAACAAGGAAGCCAAUCAAUUGGAACUCACCCUCAAGCAAAGCGCUAUCGACCCUACCAUUGGUCCCAAGAAGACCCUCUCUGACUUUACUGCUGGAGAGAAGGUCGGUGGUGUUGUUACCGCUGUCAAGCCCAUUGGUGUCUUCAUCAAGCUCGAGAACAGUGUCGUUAGUGGCCUCUGCCACAUUUCUCAAAUCUCUGAUACCACCAUCAGUGACAUCUCCAAGAUUUACUCUGUUGGCGAUCCUGUCAAAGCCAAGAUUUUGAACGUUGAUCUUGAGAAGAAGCGUAUUGCAUUUGGUCUCAAAGCCUCAUACUUUGAUGAUGAAGAUGAUAGCGGAGAUGAAGAAGAUGUUGAUGCUGAAGACAGCGAAGCUGAGGAAGAAGAUGAAGAAGAAGAAGUGGGUGAAGAGAUGGACGUUGAUGAAGAGGACGACGAUGAUGAAGACCAGAUCGAAGGUAUGGUCAACCUCGCUGACUUGGAUGAUAGCGAUGAGGAAGAAGAUGAAGCUCAAGAUAUCACCAUGGACGAUAGCGAUGAAGAAUCAGUCGAAGCUCUCCCAGUUGCUGCAGGCUUUAGUUGGACUGGUGAAACUGCUCCUGCUGCAGAAGAAGAGUCCGACGAAGAUGUCCAAGAAUCGGAUGCUGAUGAACCAUCUAAGAAAAAGAAGAAGAAGUCCAAGGAAGUGGUUGAAGAUAAGACUGCAGAUCUCUCCUCUCAAGCUCCACAAGUUGCUGCUGAUUACGAGCGCUUGCUCUUGGGCUCGCCAAACUCUUCUUACCUCUGGAUCAAUUACAUGGCUUUCCAACUUCAACUCUCUGAGGUUGAUAAGGCCCGUGAAAUCGGUGAAAGAGCAUUGAACAAGAUCAGCUUCAGAGAGGAGCAAGAAAAGCUCAACGUCUGGGUAGCUAUGAUGAACCUUGAAAAUACCUUUGGUACCUCGGAAAGCCUUGAAGCUGUCUUCAAGAGAGCUAUCAUUGUGUGCGAACCUAAGAAGGUCUAUCUUCAGCUGGUCAAGAUUUACGAACGAAGCAACAAGAUGGAUAAAGCUGAAGAACUCUGGAACCUCACCGUUAAAAAGUUCAGCCAAUCCUCCAAGGUCUGGACUUUGUUCGGCAUGUUCUAUUUGCAACAAAACAAUGUUGAGGGAGCUCGUGAGCUAUUGCAGCGAUCUUUGCAAUCCUUGCCUAAGCGAAAACAUAUCAAAACUAUUGUUAAAUUUGCUCAAAUGGAAUUCAAGUUUGGUGAAGCUGAGAGAGGACGAACCAUUUUCGAAGGUGUCAUGAGCAACUAUCCCAAGCGAGUCGAUCUUUGGUCUAUCUACCUUGAUAUGGAGAUUCGAGCGGGUGAACAAGACAUCAUAAGGUGAGAGCGAUGUUUAAUAGUGACAACAGCGUUAUUUGCAACACAUAUUAACAUCUUACCCCUGUAGACGAUUGUUCCAACGUGUGACCAGCAUGAAGCACUCUUCCAAGAAAAUGAAGUUCUUCUUCAAGAAGUGGUUGGCUUAUGAAAAGGAUCACGGUACAGAGAAGGAUAUAGACGAAGUCAAGAAGAGAGCAUUAGCAUAUGUUGAAUCCAUCAGUUCAUAGAGAAAAUCCCACCAGAAUUUCAUUUUUCAUAAUAAUUGUACCAUAAAAAGUCAUUUUCAUCAAUUUCAUCAUCACCCGAGUUG